Kluyveromyces lactis is the source of this 1563-nucleotide messenger RNA. Its product is annotated as gag-pol fusion protein. NCBI's taxonomy places the organism in Eukaryota, Fungi, Ascomycota, Saccharomycetes, Saccharomycetales, Saccharomycetaceae. The transcript has a single exon. The record is from RefSeq and is a predicted model, not a curated record. Bases 1 to 1563 code for a protein of 520 amino acids.
AUGCUAUUCCCUGUUACAUUCGCUUGGUUUUUGUUUGCAGGUGUUUUUGCCCAAGCACUUUCCACAAAAACUUUUACCAGUACUCUGACAUCUACUUCACAAAUUUGUCCAGAUUGCACUACGAUCACUAGUUACUCCACGAUGCCAGAGCCGACAACAGAAGAUGAGCCAUCAACUAUUACUUCAACGAUCUGCCCUUCAUGUACCAGGCCUUCUACAGAGGUUACAACAAAAUCAUCAACUGAGCCAGAAGAAACUACUACGGAACCAAAUACUACCGAAAGUUUAACGGAGCCGGAGACAACAGACUGCUGGAGUACUGAAUCAGUGCCUGAAGAUACUACUUCAGAGGAAACUACUACCUCUGAAGAACCUUCUACUUCAAAAUUGAUUACUUCCUCAGAAGAAACUAUCACUUCAGAACCACCUUCCACCUCGACUGAAUUGACCACCUCGGAAGAACCUAUUACGUCGGAAGAAACAACAACUUCGAAAGAAAGCGCCACGUCGGAGGAAAGUUCCUCUGAAACUGAAAUCAGCUCUUUCACCACCCUUGAACCAAAAUCAAGCACUACUCCAGAAGAACCUGUAACCUCAAGUACAUCCACUAUUUCUACAAGUACUAUAUCCACAUUGACUUCUACUGUAUGUCCAAGCUGCGACACCCAUAGUACUUCCACUACGCUUUCAAGCAGCUCCUCUUCUAGCUCCUCAAGCAUGAUAAGUUCUACCACAGACACUGAUUCUGAAUCAAGUACUUCUUCCGUCACUACCAUAGCACCACCACCAUCUUUUACCACAACUCUCCCUGAUACAACCCCGUCCACAUUGAGUAGUUCGACUGGACGUACCGAAUCUGAAACAAUCCCAUCUACCGCUAGCAUUUCUACUGAAAUUACUGAAUCUGAAACUACUACUCUUCCAACCCCCAUUCCAACGACCUUGAGCACAAUUAUUACUUCUGAUAUCUCUACGACUGAGACGGAAAUAUCAACUGAAACGACUAUUGUAUGCUCCAAUCGUGAAGAAUGUGCAGAUACUGUAACAAGUGACACUCCAGUCCUUGAAAGCACAACUUCUGAGUUAAUCCAAACAAUUACAACAUCAGAAAUAAAAACUGAUUCAUUUAAAACUACUGAACCAACUAUUGAAUCAAGUAUUGAAACAAAUGUUGAGGCAAGUACUGAAUCAGGUACCACCGAAACAACAGAGAUCUAUUCCACACCACUUUCAGAAACUACCAUCACAUCAGAGAACUGUUAUGGAACACGCUGUACGACUGUUACAAGUACAGUCACUGUUCCAGUCACUGAUCUAACAACUUCAACUUCACCAUCAAACUCUUCACCAUCAUCAGCACCAAAUGAAACUACGGAACCUAUGGAACCUUCAUUGGAAUCUUUUACCUCUCAAGCACCAAAAACAGACACAGAACAAAGUUCUUCUACGGUAAGCUUUGGAGCAGUUUCUUCGAUUUCAAUAUUUCAAGGUGUUGCUUCUUCCAUAAACGCAAGAUCUUCAACAAUAUUUGGAGUAUUUCUGGGAUUAAUCUCUCUACUCUGA